Prorocentrum cordatum is the source of this 729-nucleotide messenger RNA. Lineage: Eukaryota; Dinophyceae; Prorocentrales; Prorocentraceae. The record is from the annotation of a GenBank genome assembly.
UCGAGGGCCCCGCGGACCGAUUGCGGGACGGGCUCAGGCUGUCGCUCGAGAUCAUCGAGCGGACGGCCGCUGCAGAGGCCCUCGAUGAGCUCGUGAAGGCCGAUCAGUACGACGAGUGGGCGUCGUGGAUCGAUGGAGUACGCUUCCUCGCUCGCGGACACGCGAUGGGAGCGCAUGGAGCAGCCGCCCGCCGAGGCCGGGGCCGAGCCGGAGGUCGACGAGGCGUGGUUUCGCGCGCGCCUUGGCGCCGGCGUCGCGGAGGUCCCGUUGGGUGCCAGCGCCGGCGGCGCAUCUGACCCGCGGGGCGCGCCUCGAGCGCUCGAUUUCGGGACGCAGCUCGCGCGCUGGGUCCAGGGCGCUGGCCCACAGCCAGUCGUAGACGUGGCCGCGCCGCUCCACUUGCAGACCGUGCCGCUCGCGGCCAGCCGGCGAACCGCCGGCCCGCUCGCCCCCUGACCGCCAGGGAGAGGGACGAGUUUCGCUCGCACGUUGCCACUGCGCACCGCGCGUGCACUUGUCUGCUGGAAAAUAUGGCAAUCCUCCUCGUCCUACCGACGGGGCCACGACGCGCGUGGCGAGCGAGGGGCGCGCAGUUUCACCCGUUUUUCCUUCCUCCUCCCCCGCCUCCUCCUGCAAAUCCUCCGCGGGGUCAGCACUGGGCUCGCCCGUGAUCCCCCUCCUCCUUUUCCCCCUCCUAUAUACAUUCCGAUCGUUUUCGGUUUUUCGCCG